Parnassius apollo (apollo) is the source of this 366-nucleotide messenger RNA. Lineage: Eukaryota; Metazoa; Arthropoda; Insecta; Lepidoptera; Papilionidae. The record is from the annotation of a GenBank genome assembly.
AUGGCCGCUUCAAAGGUGAAAUCUCCAUUCCAGUUAUUGUCAGUUAAUUGCGCAGUAGAACUGCGAAUACUAACACUCCGUCCUCCUCUUGUUCUUACACCCCUCUGUUGUCUUGAACGACUUCCUCGUGUUCUGGCUCUGCCUCUAGUUGUAGAAUGCCCUCGACAGAAUGACGAUGAAGUAGAAAUUUCUGACAACGACCGAGAUUCGCUUUCAGAUUCUGAAGGAGAACCUGAAUCAGAAUCACUUAGAUUAGACUCUCUCACAGGAGGUGACUCUUUACCGUCAUCGUCGUCUGAUAAAAUAUCCAGAUCCGAAUCUUCGAGGGCGUCGGUAAUGUGUGCAUCUUUCAAAACUGAAACAUAA